Molecule: messenger RNA, 183 nt
Organism: Brugia malayi
Lineage: Eukaryota; Metazoa; Nematoda; Chromadorea; Rhabditida; Onchocercidae
Gene: Bma-cdk-7.1
Exons: 2
Coding region: 1-183 (60 amino acids)
Source: RefSeq, a predicted model, not a curated record
AUGGAGCUAGAUCAGUACGACGAUCAUAUUCAUUCUCUCAUGAAUCAGGCGUAUCAUUUUUUGGAAGUAGCGCACUUAUCAUGCCACAAUACAGUUACAGUGGCGGAUACAUGUCUAAAUCAUUAUCACGAAAUUCACGAAAUUCUUCAUUAUUUGAGCGCUCAUUGUAUAGCUCAGUGUUAA